AUGGCUAGCGUCCAAGAGCCUAUUCUCCCGGAAAGCCAUGUGCUGCCCACCGGGCCAGUUGAGACUAUGUCAAAGUCCGCCGAUGCAACUGAGGCGGAAAUGAGUGAAUCUACUGCCACUUUGGUUGAACCCGACUCCACACAACAAUCCAAAGAUUCAACCCAAUCAGAGGUCCCAAUGACCGCCGCAGAAAAGAAGAAGGCCAAGAAGGCAAAGAAGAAGCAGCAAAAGAGACAGGAGAGUAUUAGCUCCAUUGCUGUGGAAGCUGAAAAGACUUCCGAAGAGACUCCCGAGAUUUCUGCCAUUCCUGAGACCAAAACUGCAGAGUCCGCAGAGGAAUCAGCUGUCGAAGCUUCCAAGGAAGUUGAACCUGCCGAGCCAGUGGUUGAGGAAAAAACCGCAAUUGAAUCAACGGAAGAAUCAAAGCCGGCCGAGAAGGCUGUCGACGCUACCGAAGCGCCAGUGCUUGAGGAAAAGCCUACUGAAGCUACCCCCGAGGUUGCUGAGAAGGUCGCCGAGCCCAUCACAGAAGAAUCGAAGACUGUUGAGGCCGUUCCGGAAACUGUCGCAGCGCCCGUCGAAGAAUCCAAGGCCGUGGAAGAGGCUAAGCCUACCACCGAAGAGCCCAAGAUCGCCGAGGCUGUUCCUGAAGUCACCGCAGAGCCCAUAGUCGAGACUCCCGCGGAAGAUAUCAAGACCGUCGAGGCUGCUCAGCCUACCGAGGAGAAGGCCGUCGAAGAAAAGGCCACCGAGGCUGCCCCCGAAGCUGCCGCCGAGCCUGUCGAGAAGCCUGCUGAAGCCGCCGUGGAAGAAUCCAAGGCUGAGGAUAUCGUCGAACCUGUUAAGGAAGAGUCGGAACCCGCCAAGUCCUUUGCUGAAGCCGUCGCUGAGCCGGUCGAGACUCCCGCCGAAGCUGCCGUGGAAGAACCCAAGACCGCCGAGGCCGUUCCUGAAGCUGCCAAGGAAGAAAAGACCACCGAGGUCGUUCCUGAAACCACCGAAGCCGCGAAGGAGACUCCCGCCGAAACCGCUGUGGAAGAAUCGAAGACUGCCGAAGCUGUUCCUGAAAUCGCCCAGGUGGCGCCCGCUGUCGAAGAAUCCAAGGCCGUCGAGGAGGUUGCCAAGCCUGCUGAGGAAGAGUCGGAGCCCAAGUCCUUUGCCGAAGCUGUCGCUGAACCGGUCGAGGAGACUCCGGCCGCUGAAGCUGUCGUGGAAGAAUCUAAGACCGCCGAGGCUGUCCCCGAAGCCGCCAAGGAAGAAAAGACCGAAGCUGCCCCCGAGGCUGUAGCAGAAUCCAAGGCCGAAGAGGCUGUUCCUGAAAUCGCCAAGGAGACUCCCGCCGAAGAAUCCAAGGCUGAGGUUGCCGAGCCAAUCGCCGAGGAGAAGCCCGCCACUGAAGAAAAGAUUGUCGAGGCUGCUCCCGAGGUCGUCGAAGAGCCUGUUAAGGAAACCCCCGCCGUGGAAGAAUCUAAGACUGAGGAGGUUGCCGAGACUCCCGCAGUCGAGGAAUCCAAGGUUGAGGAGACUGCUAAGCCUACCACCGAGGAAAAGCCCGUCACUGAAUCCUCCAAGGAAGAGUCUGAGCCCGCCAAGUCCUUUGCCGAAGCUGUUGCUGAGCCGGUUGUCGAGGACACUCCCGCCGCGAAGGCUGUUGAGGAAUCGAAGCCUGUGGAAGCUGCUUCUGAAACUGUCGCAGAGCCUGUUGUCGAAGAGACUCCGGCUGUGGAAGAAUCUAAGGUUGAGGAGGUCGCCAAGCCUGCCACCGAAGAAAAGGAUGUCGAGGCUGUUUCUGAAGCUCCUGCUGUCGAAGAAUCGAAGACCGCCGAGGUUGCUGAGCCCGCCACUGAGGAAAAGCCUGCCACUGAGGAGAAGGCCGGCACUGAGUCCACCAAGGAGGAGUCAGAGCCCGCCAAGUCCUUUGCUGAAGCCGUCGCCGAACCAGUUGUCGAGGAGACUCCUGCUGCUGAAGCUGCAGUAGAAGAAUCUAAGCCCGUCGAGGCUGCUUCUGAAAUCGUCCAGGAGACACCCGCAGUGGAGGAACCUAAGGCUGAGGAGGCUGCCAAGCCUGCUGCCGAAGAGAAGGUCGAGGCUGUUUCUGAGACCCCCGCAGUCGAGGAAUCUAAGGCCGCCGAGGAAGUUGCUGAGCCUACUGCUGAAGAAAAGGUCGAUGCCGUUGCUGAGACUCCCGACGUCGAGGAAUCCAAGGUUGAGGAGACUGCUAAGCCUUUCACCGAGGAGAAGCCCACUGAAUCUGCCACUGAAGAGUCAGAGCCCACCAAGUCCUUUGCUGAAGCCGUCGCCGAACCAGUUGUCGAGGAGACUCCUGCUGCUGAAGCUGCAGUAGAAGAAUCUAAGCCCGUCGAGGCUGCUUCUGAAAUCGUCCAGGAGACACCCGCAGUGGAGGAACCUAAGGCUGAGGAGGCUGCCAAGCCUGCUGCCGAAGAGAAGGUCGAGGCCGUUUCUGAGACUCCCGCCGUCGAAGAAUCUAAGGUUGAGGAGGCUGCUAAGCCUAGCACCGAGGAAAAGCCCACUGAAUCUGCCACUGAAGAGUCAGAGCCCACCAAGUCCUUUGCCGAAGCUGUUGCUGAACCAGUUGUCGAGGAGACUCCCGCUACUGAAACUGCUGUGGAGGAACCUAAGACUGUCGAGGCUGUUCCUGAAACCGCCAAGGAAACCCCCGCCACCGAAGCAGCUGUCGAGGAGCCAGUGACCGAGAAGGCUGUCCAGGAACCCGCUGUUGAGGCAGAGGCUGUUCCAGAGGUUGCCCCAGAGACAACUGCUGUGGAGCCCACUGUUGAGGUUUCCGAGCCCAAGGAGGAAGCCAUUCCUGAGCCCACUAAGGAGGUGACUCAGGAGGCUCCCGUUGAGCAGCCUGCCACUAAGGAAUUGGCUGCCGAGCCCGUCAAGGAGACUGAGAUUGCCGAGCCUGUUCCCGAGAAGACUGUCGAUGCUGCUAAGGAGUCUGCUGUCGAGGAGCCUGCCAAGGCUGCCGCCGUGGAGACUACCACCACCGAGCCUGCCACCGAAGCAGUCGAAGAGCCUAUCGCCGUGGUCGCCGAGGAGGCUGCUACUGAGAAGGCUGAGGAGCCCACCAAGGCCGAGCCUGUCGAAGAGACCGCCGAGAAGGUCAAGGCAGAGGAACCAGUUGUGGAGGAGCCUGUGGCUGAAACUGCUAAGGACUUGACCCCCGAAGAGUCCCCUGCUGUUCCCGAGGAGGCUGCUGCUGCCGCCGCUGUUCCUGAGGCCACUGAAGCUGCCGCUAUUCCUGAGGCUGCUGCCGCUGCUGCUAUCACUGAGAAGUCUCCUUCUGUCCCUGAGGCUGCCGCCGCUAUCGUCGAGGAAAAUGCCGCUUCUACUGAGUCUGUGCAAGAACCAGUGGAGGAGGCUACCCCCGCCGAAACUGCCAAGGAAGUCGCCGUUGAGCAGCCCGAAGCUAUCAAGGCUGAGGAAGUAACUGAGAAGGCCACCGAAGAGCCGGUCGCUGACAAGGCUGCUCAGGAGCCCGUUGCUGAGACCUCCGCCCCAGAGCCGGCAGCUCAGGACGCUCCUGCUGUUGAGGAGACUCCCGUUGAAGAGCCUGCCAAGGAAGUUGCCGUCGAGGAGCCCAUCAAGGCUUCCACCGAGGCUCCUGCAGUUGAGGUCGAGGAGAAGCAACCCGAGAUUGAGGCUGUUGCUGAGCCGGUUGUCGCUGAACAGAAUGAGACUGCUGCCGCUGUCGAAGAGAAGAUUGUUGAUGAGCCAGCCACUGUGGCAGAGACCGUUGAAGCUGCUGCUACCCCUGAGGUUAAGGCUGAGGCCGUUACUGCCGAGCCAGCUGUUGCUGAAACUCCUGCUGCCGAAGAAAAGACCAUCGACGAGCCUGUUGCUGCUGUCGAGACUGCGGCCGAGUCUACUGCUGAGCCUGUUUCCGAACAGACUCCUGAGGUGGCACCCGUUGUCGAAGAACCCGCUGCUAAGGCACCUGCGACUGAGAAGGUUGAGGAUGUGACUGAGCCAGCCGUUGUCGAGCCCACCGUCCAAGCCGCUGAAGUUGUCGAGGCACCAGUUGUGGAGGAGAAGACUGUCGCAGAGCCUGUGAAGGCUGAGGAGCCCGUUGAAGCUGCUGCCGCUGAGGAGAAGAUCCCCGAGGCCGCUCCAGUGGAGGAAUCUACCAUUAAGGAGCUCGAGCCCGAGACAACCGUGGCCAAGGAAGUUGCUAUUGAGCAGCCUGCCGUCGUUGUUGAAGAGGCCGCCAAGGAGCCAGCAACCGCUGAGCCUGAAGUGCCAGCUGUUGCUGAGGCUGUCGUCGAGAAGCCCGCACAGGAGGAUGUCAAGGUCGAGGACAUCGUCCCAGAACAGUCUGCUCCUGUCGAGGAGACAGUUGUUGCAACCGAGGAACCCUCCAAGGUCGAAACUGCUGAGGCCGAAACCAAGCAGGAGGAGAUCGCUGCUCCCGUUUCUGAGGAAGCUUCUGCCAAGGAUACUGGCAUCAGCACUGAAAUUAUUGGUGCUGGCGUUGCCGCUGCCGCCAUUACCGGUGCCGGCGUGGCCGCUCUUGCUCACAAGGUGUCCGAGACUGUCCCAGAGACCUCGAAAGAUCAGAAGGAUCUCCAAGCUACCGAUGCAGACAAGUCGCCGGUUACUAAGGCUGAGACCCAGCCCCAGGUUUCGGCAGCAGAUGCACAACACACCGACGGUAAGCCAACACCGUUUUAUCUUUCAUCCCAGCCGUCUGCCAUAUCGUUCGAAACUGAUCCCAUUCUCGCAGCUCUCGCUGGCGACCACGAAGCCCUCCUUAGCAAGCUCAACCAACCCUCCACAGACCAGCUGUCCACGACCACCCAGAAACCGUCUGCCCCGACAGUCGAGAGUGCCGCCGAGUCCGAGCCUGUCGCCAAGUCCCAGCCUGCCGCCGAGGCCAGCAAGGGAACCGCCGAAGCCGAACCCGCUGCCAAGCCUGCUGCCGAUGAUACUCUUGCACCCAAGAAUAAUGAUGAAGAUGCUCGUCCAGCGAGCAGCCAGAAUCGGUCAGUGACUGCUGUUUCUCUAAAUGGUGCACCUGACAGCUGGCUCAAAGCGAUCCUGCGCACUGUCUUUGUGAACUUCUUUGGGGCAAUCUUUUCACCUUUCCGCCGUGGAAAGUCCUCAAAUUAG
This is a messenger RNA of Penicillium concentricum, 5133 nucleotides long. RefSeq names its product PT repeat family protein. NCBI's taxonomy places the organism in Eukaryota, Fungi, Ascomycota, Eurotiomycetes, Eurotiales, Aspergillaceae. The coding region runs from base 1 to 5133 and encodes 1710 amino acids. The transcript has a single exon. The record is from RefSeq and is a predicted model, not a curated record.